This is a messenger RNA of Ananas comosus (pineapple), 3117 nucleotides long. Its product is annotated as aminopeptidase M1-like. The coding region runs from base 16 to 2757 and encodes 913 amino acids. Gene Ontology annotation, biological process: peptide catabolic process; proteolysis. NCBI's taxonomy places the organism in Eukaryota, Viridiplantae, Streptophyta, Magnoliopsida, Poales, Bromeliaceae. The record is from RefSeq and is a predicted model, not a curated record. The transcript has 20 exons. Gene Ontology annotation, molecular function: zinc ion binding; metalloaminopeptidase activity; peptide binding. Gene Ontology annotation, cellular component: cytoplasm.
UUAUUAUUCUGCUGCAUGGGUAAUCUUUAUGGCAAGCUCAUGCACUGCAAACAACUACUUGAUGGGCAUCUGUUUGAGGGGUUCCUGAGGAAGAUACGGCGCUGGACAAUGGCGGAGGAGCAAAACGUCGAACAGUUUAAGGGCCAAGCGCGCCUCCCCAAAUUCGCAGCCCCAAAGCGCUACGACCUUUUCCUCAAACCCGAUCUGGCCUCGUGCACAUUCUCCGGAUCCGUACGCAUCGCCCUCGACGUCGUCGGCCACACCCGGUUCCUCGUCCUCAACGCCGCCGACUUGGCCGUGAAGGAGGGCUCCGUGUGGUUCCGGAGCUCUUCUUCCUCCGAGGAGAUUCGCCCCGUGGAGAUUGUUGCUGUGGAAGGAGAUGAGAUUCUGAUCAUUAGGUUCGAUAGACUUCUUCCUCGAGGGGAGGGGGUUUUGGGGAUUGGGUUUCAAGGGACGUUGAAUGAUAAGAUGAAGGGCUUCUAUAGAAGUACUUAUGAAUACAAGGGGGAGAAGAAGAACAUGGCGGUUACUCAGUUCGAGCCUGUGGACGCUCGCCGCUGUUUCCCUUGCUGGGAUGAACCCGUUUGCAAGGCUACAUUCAAAAUAACACUGGAAGUUCCCUCUGAGCUGGUCGCGCUGUCAAAUAUGCCAGUCGUCGAUGAAAAGCUGGAUGGUCCUAACAGGAUUGUCUCGUUUGAAGAAUCACCGAUUAUGUCGACUUACUUGGUAGCUAUUGUUGUUGGCUUAUUUGACUACGUGGAAGCUUCGACAUCGGAUGGGACGAAGGUUCGUGUCUACUGUCAAGUUGGUAAGAGUAGCCAAGGAAAAUUUGCCUUGGAUGUUGCAGUGAAGACGCUGGAUCUGUACAAGAAGUACUUUGCUGUACCUUACCCGCUUCCCAAACUGGACAUGGUUGCUAUUCCCGAUUUUGCUGCUGGAGCUAUGGAGAAUUAUGGUUUAGUCACUUACCGGGAAACAGCUUUGCUGUUUGAUGAUCGUCACUCAGCAGCCUCAAAUAAACAACGGGUGGCAAUUGUUGUGGCACAUGAAUUGGCUCAUCAGUGGUUUGGAAAUCUUGUGACAAUGGAAUGGUGGACCCACUUAUGGCUUAAUGAAGGUUUUGCAACUUGGGUGAGUUAUUUAGCCGCAGAUUCCUUAUUUCCUGAAUGGAAUGUUUGGACACAAUUUCUAGAUGAGACUACCACGGGAUUAAGGUUGGAUGCACUUACAGAAUCACAUCCUAUUGAGGUUGAUAUAAAUCAUGCCAGCGAAAUUGAGGAAAUUUUUGAUGCAAUAAGCUAUAAGAAAGGAGCUUCUGUUAUUCGUAUGCUGCAAAGUUACCUUGGUGCUGAAUGCUUUCAGAAAGCGUUAGCUUCGUACAUCAAAAAAUUCGCCUAUUCGAAUGCGAAAACUGAAGAUUUGUGGGCUGUUCUUGAAAAGGAAUCUGGUGAACCAGUGAAAAAGUUAAUGCACUCAUGGACAAAGCAGAAAGGUUAUCCUGUUCUUUCUGUAAAAGUGAGAGAUGGAAAUUUGGAAUUUGAACAGACUCAGUUCUUAUCAAGCGGAUCCUCAGGAGUUGGACAAUGGAUUGUCCCUAUAACAUUAUGUUGCUGUUCAUAUAAAUCUCAGGAAAAGUUCCUGCUGGAAACAAAAUCUGACAAGAUGAAUUUAACUAAGCUUUGUGAUUCUUUUGAUAGCGGUAAAGGCGGAAAAUUCUGGAUAAAAGUUAAUGUCAAUCAAACUGGGUUUUAUCGGGUGAACUAUGAUGAUGAACUUGCUUCUAAACUUCGAUAUGCUAUAGAGUCCCACCAGCUUACUGCAACAGAUAGAUUUGGUGUUCUUGAUGACUCCUUUGCCUUAAGUAUGGCUUGCAAGCAGACACUGUCGUCUUUAUUAUCUUUAAUGGCUGCUUACAAGGAGGAGUCUGAAUACACUGUGCUGUCACACAUAAUCACUACAAGUUACAAGGUUGUUGACGUGGUUGCUGAUGCUGCCCCAGAAUUGGUAGAUGACAUCAAAACAUUCUUUAUAAGCCUUCUCCAAUACCCUGCAGAGAAGUUAGGAUGGGACCCAAAAGAUGGUGAAAGCCACUUGGAUGCGAUGCUAAGAGGGGAGAUUUUGACCGCUCUUGCUGAAUUUGGGCAUGAUAUUACAAUUAAUGAAGCAGUCAAGCGUUUUCAUGCCUUUAUGGAAGAUAGAGAUACAUCUCUUCUCCCUCCAGAUACACGAAAGGCUGCAUAUGUUGCUCUGAUGAAGACGGUGAACAACUCGAAUAAAGUAGGAUAUGAAUCUCUUCUGAGGAUUUACAGGGAAACUGAUCUGAGCCAGGAGAAAGUCCGUAUCUUAAGUGCUUUGGCUUCUAGCCCGGACCCCAGUGUUGUUCUGGAAGCCCUAAAUUUUCUGUUGUCUUCUGAGGUUCGAAAUCAAGAUGCCGUGCAUGGUUUAGCAGGAAUUAGCCGUGAGGGACGUGAUGUUGCAUGGAUGUGGUUGAAGGAAAACUGGGAACACAUCUCAAAGACGUGGGGCUCUGGAUUUUUGAUCACUCGCUUUAUCAGUUCUAUUGUGUCACCGUUCUCCUCGGAUGAGAAAGGCGAUGAAAUAGAAAAUUUCUUUGCUACCCGCUCGAAGCCUUCCAUUUCUAGGACACUGAAGCAGAGUAUCGAGCGAGUUAGGGUCAACGCGAAGUGGGUUAAAAGUAUUCAGAGCGAGACUUCCCUGGGAGAAGUUGUGGAGGAGUUAGCCUACAGAAUAUACUAAUUUACGGUACUGCUGUGCAUCGACCAAUAAAGAUUGCUGAUGUAGCUAUUGUUGAUAUAACUGCGAGAUGUCCCGACGAGAAACUCUUUUCCUCUCCACAAGAUAACUUAUAAAAUGUGUAAUUAUCAGUACCAUAACUCACGACAAUGGUGGUCUCUAUGAAAGAUGCUCUUUAAACAUUGCUCCAAUCUUUGUAUUAUUGCCGGAUAAAUUUUGGGUUCCCUAGGAUGUGUUAUUGCAGUUUGAUGGAUGGCGUGGUUGUGGUGUGUUUUAAACUGUUUGGUCUAGCUGAUAAAAAUGAUGCGCCAGUGCUGGAAUUUGUUGUCUAUUUUUUGAGUUCAGGUGGGAUUUUUUUUUUUU